Rhizophagus irregularis DAOM 181602=DAOM 197198 is the source of this 426-nucleotide messenger RNA. The record is from RefSeq and is a predicted model, not a curated record. NCBI's taxonomy places the organism in Eukaryota, Fungi, Glomeromycota, Glomeromycetes, Glomerales, Glomeraceae.
AUGGAAUCUAAUUUUGCGAAAUUUCAUAUUAACAUGAUUCAAAGAUGGUAUAAGGAACAUUUACAAUUAGAUUUAAUGAAAAUUAAUAAUUCACCAGUUGUUACACUUGAAAUUUCAAGAAAAGCUUCUCAAUUAGCAAUAGAAGAUGGGGAUGAAUUAAAAGAUUUUUUAAAUAAAUUUAUUGAAAAAAGAAAAAAAAUCGUGAGGUGCAAGAAUCAAAUAGGAGUAAAUAAAAAUGUAAGAAGUGCAGAAAUUAAUGUAAAAUUGUUUUUGAAGCUAAUGGAAGAUAUAGAAAUCUCUGAGAAAAGAAGUGGUAAUAUUUCAGGUAAAGAAAAUGCCAAUAAAAAGGAAUAUGUAUGUAGUAAAUGUAAAGAAAUAGGACAUAAUGCAAGAACAUUUGCGUUAAGUAAUAAUUGCGUUAAGUAG